This is a messenger RNA of Neopsephotus bourkii (Bourke's parrot), 3664 nucleotides long. RefSeq names its product solute carrier family 40 member 1 (gene SLC40A1). Lineage: Eukaryota; Metazoa; Chordata; Aves; Psittaciformes; Psittacidae. Bases 206 to 1945 code for a protein of 579 amino acids. The record is from RefSeq and is a predicted model, not a curated record. Gene Ontology annotation, cellular component: basolateral plasma membrane. Gene Ontology annotation, molecular function: peptide hormone binding; iron ion transmembrane transporter activity. Gene Ontology annotation, biological process: iron ion transmembrane transport. The transcript has 8 exons.
GCCUGCGCGUCGGGAAGGUGUGGUAGUUAGAGCCGCGCCGAGCGUCCCACGGCGCUCGGCCCCUCCGCGGCGGAGCGUCCCCGGCCGCCGGCGCCGCAUAAGGCAAAGGCUUUCCGACUUCAGCUACAGUGCUAGCUAAGUCGGGGAAGGCAACACGGAGCGAAGCCGCGCGUCCCCCCGCCUCUUGACGGCUGAGCGGGCCAGCAUGGCGCGGGGAGCGGAGCCGGCGGGCGAGCGGCGGCGCUGCGGAUCUGUGGUUGCCUAUUUUACUUCGGCAAAGUUUCUCCUUUACCUUGGGCAUGCACUGUCCACUUGGGGAGAUCGUAUGUGGCAUUUUGCUGUGUCUGUAUUCCUGGUUGAACUUUAUGGAAACAGCUUACUCCUGACUGCAGUCUAUGGACUGGUUGUGGCGGGAUCAGUUCUUCUCCUGGGAGCCAUUAUUGGAGACUGGGUGGACAAGAACUCCAGGCUCAAAGUGGCCCAGACAUCCCUGGUUGUACAGAAUGCAUCCGUCAUCCUGUGUGGUAUUAUCCUGAUGAUUAUCUUCUUGUUUAAGACACAGCUUUUGACUUUAUACCAUGGAUGGCUUCUUACGAUGUGCUAUAUCCUGGUUAUCACAAUAGCAAAUAUUGCCAAUUUGGCCAGCACUGCCACAGCAAUCACAAUUCAGAGGGACUGGAUUGUUGUGAUUGCAGGGGAAGACAGAAGCAAACUGGCAGAUAUGAAUGCCACAAUAAGAAGAAUUGAUCAGUUGACCAAUAUCUUGGCUCCAGUGGCAGUUGGUCAGAUAAUGACAUUUGGCUCCCCAAUGAUUGGCUGUGGAUUCAUUUCUGGUUGGAACCUGAUGUCGAUGUGUGUGGAAUAUCUGCUGCUCUGGAAGGUUUAUCAGAAAACCCCUACUCUGGCUCUCAAAUCUGCAAAAGUUGAAGAAUCAGAACUGAAACAGCUGAAUGUAAAGAAAGAGAGUGAUGUGAAACCUGCUGAAGGAGUGCAGUUAAUUGUUGAAAAAGAUGUAACUGGCUUUGAGCCCCAACAGGAGAAGGAGAUGAGCUGCGGUGCCCGGAUUGCUGAGCCUUUCAUCACAUUCCGUGAUGGAUGGGUUGCGUACUACAACCAGCCAGUGUUUCUUGCAGGCAUGGGUCUUGCCUUUCUGUAUAUGACUGUUCUGGGCUUUGAUUGUAUUACUACAGGCUAUGCCUACACUCAGGGUUUGAGUGGCUCAGUGCUAAGUCUCCUGAUGGGUGCCUCAGCAGUCACUGGAAUCAUGGGAACAGUAGCUUUCACUUGGCUUCGUCGCAAAUGUGGCCUGGUUCGCACGGGCCUCAUUUCUGGAGUUGCUCAAUUUGCUUGCCUGGUCUUAUGUGCUGUCUCUGUGUUUAUGCCUGGAAGUCCUAUGGAUUUGACUGUCUCCCCAUUUGCUGACAUCAGUGCUAGGCUGUUUGAAAGUGAACCAUUACCUGCUAUAGCAUCUCCAGAAGAUAAGCCUCAAGUGGUUUUUGCAACUGAAAUGUCCAACUUGUUAAAUGGGUCUACUACUCCGGCUAACAGCGACCCAGAGAUGAGUCCUGAGCCUGUGCCUUUGCUCUCUGUUAGUCUCCUGUUUGCAGGAGUCAUUGCUGCUAGAGUUGGCCUUUGGUCCUUUGAUUUGACUGUCACACAAUUGCUCCAAGAAAAUGUGGUAGAAUCUGAAAGAGGCAUCAUAAAUGGUGUCCAAAACUCCAUGAAUUAUCUUCUUGAUUUGCUGCACUUCAUCAUGGUCAUCUUGGCCCCAAAUCCUGAAGCUUUUGGCUUAUUGGUGCUUAUUUCUGUGUCUUUUGUUGCCAUGGGCCACAUAAUGUACUUCAGAUUUGCGCAGAAAACCUUGGGAAAACAACUUUUUUCAUGCCGCACUCCUGAUCCCAAAGUGUCUGACAGUUCACCAACUGGUAACACAUCUACUGUCUGAGAGGAUCCACUUCUCUUACUAGCUUGCUACACAAAUAUAGUGGUUAAACACAUAUACUGCUUUUUGUGACCCUAAGGUGUUUCUCUAGAGUCGAACAGCAUAACUUAGCUGUUUGAGGAAGCUGUUCAAAGAGAGCUAAAAGUCAUCUUACAGUGACCCUGUGAAAGUGUUUCAUGUUUGGUAGAGGACAACCUAAUUGGAUCUUGACAGCUGGUGUUUCAAAGGAUCCCUACAUCUAGUACUUGAUCUCAAAAGUUAUGUUGACUUCCUGUUGCUGACCCCCCUACAGUGAUACUUUUUAGUGGUUAUACUAGCUCAAUUUGUUCAUGAAGUCUGAACAAUUUUUGUGUCUAUUGAGCAAAACAAGGUGGGUUUUUUUUAGUUGCUUCAGAAUAACUUGAUCUAUAGUAUUUGAUUUUUGUGGAGUUUUUCCUCGGUUUUCCACCUUACCAUGAGCAAUGGUGUAAGCAUCAUUCUUGGAUUCCUGAAGUGGACUCUUGAGUUCCGAUGUUUUACCAAAAUACAUUUUUAUUAUGCUGUUUUGGUUUAACUUUACAGAAACACCUUUGUAGGUUUUUUUGCAUGUUUUCGUACAAAUUAGAUGAGUGCUAGGUAAAAGAUAUUGUAUUACACUUUUGUUGCACUUGAUAAAGUAAAACAUAGCCUCAUCUUAGCAGAAGCUGUUGAUGUAACAUUAGAAAGCAUGGCUUUUUUUAAUUGCAAAUGACAGGUCUGCUCAGGUUUAAUGUAGCAGAAAGUGCUAAGGUACAGGAAGAUAACGUCUAGGGCUAACUUAGUUUUUGCAAGCAGCUUUAGUUAUUUUUGCUGUUGUUUUCAGAAACCCUACUAAAGUCUGAUGUAUUGGUAUAUUAUUAGUAUUCCAGGCAAAAGAAGUCAAAAAGUGGAUUACUUGCGUGUACCUGUUUUACGUGUAUGUGAAUUUUGACUCAUUUUGGUCUGAAAUACCGCUAAGACAGUGAGAUGUUGGACUCUGUGGCCCUCUAAAGCAAUUUCGGAGCAAUGAAGAGUGAUAUAUCCCUCUGAUUUUUCAGGAAGUUCUUGCAUUUUUAUUUUUUUUUUUACCCUGCAUGUCUACUAACACAGUACUUCCAUAGUCAGUAACCGUAUGUGCACUUUUGUGGAAACUACACACUUUGCUCUCACAGUAGAGUUGAACCGGGUGGUGAUCUGAAUUUUCCUAUGGCAUGACAGUAUGACUUCUAAACUUAAAUCUUUGUAAAAAUGUAUGUUUGCAAAAUAAUUGGUAUGCAAAAACAUACACCAGCAACUUGUGAAGGGUGUGCUCUGCAACUCUUAAGCCAUUUUGUAUUUUAGGUACUGGCCUUCACAGUCAUCUCUGUUGCCAGACUUCAACCCUGGAAUGUGUGUGAGCUCCAUUGACAUUAAAGGCGUUACACCAGGGCUGAAUCUAGGCCAUUCAUCAUAAAAUUUUUAAUGAUUACAUUAUGUAUCAAACUAAACAGAAUGUGGGUUUUCUUUUGGAUACAGUAGUUUGUAAGAGGAGUGGAAGUGAAUGUACAGCAAAUGUACUUGUAGCCCUCAGUAUUCAAUAACUGGAUGUAACAGUUCUCCUCUAAUGGACCAAAGCUACCUGUUACCACUAUGUUACUGGAAGUGUCUCAGGGAUGUUUUCACUAGCUUUAUGAGUGUUUAUACUUUGACCACGCUUUAGGUUUUUAAUAAAGUAAAAUAUGUAAA